AUGCCAAAAGGAUUCAAGAUUUUGAUCUCCGAAAUCAUCUCAUCCUUUCAAUUCUGCCGCUCCAAAAACUCUUCCAACUUCCCAGAAAAUCCUGUCCCUUCAUUCCUUCAACUCUCCCCAAACCCCGUCUUCAUUGACUACCUGCUGGCAACCUCGCCCCCUUUCAAACCCCACCACUCCUCCUUCAAGCACCACGUGUCCUCUAUCUUCUCAUCUGUCGGUUGUGGGUUCAGCACAUACUCCACCACAACGUAUUAUCCUCUUGUAGCUUUCGCGAUGCGGCGUCUUGUCCCACUUGAAUUUCGAUUCAAGUUGAGGUACCAUGGAAGCCCCAAAGGUGUGAUGGUUGUAAGACUUUUGGCCAAGAUGCAGUCUUCUAUCCCCUCAACAUCUAAUGCCUUUGAUGUCCUUGAAUCGUAUGAUAUGGACGAGUUAGGAAAUGGAGAUUCAAGUCAAGAGUUGAGAAAUAGAGGGAGUCCAUCUCCAAGUGAUCCUAAUUAUGGGGAGACUUCAAAAGAGGAUAACAGAAGAAAACUUAAAGCGAAACUUCAUGACUUGAAGAAUGCUAGAAGGAAAUUCUGAAUCCUUGUUUUGUUGGGAUUGUUGUGCUUGUUUUCUAUUAGCUUAGUUUGUUUUUUGAUGGAGUAGUUUAUUUUGUUUAUUUUUGUGCUCCCAUCAAAAGCUGUGUGUUGAACUUCAUUGUAUAUUUUUCUUUUUUAGUUAUAAUAUGACUUACUUAUCCAAAA
Messenger RNA from Camellia sinensis, 746 nucleotides. Lineage: Eukaryota; Viridiplantae; Streptophyta; Magnoliopsida; Ericales; Theaceae. The record is from RefSeq and is a predicted model, not a curated record.